This is a messenger RNA of Camellia sinensis, 2395 nucleotides long. Its product is annotated as putative flavin-containing monooxygenase 1. Lineage: Eukaryota; Viridiplantae; Streptophyta; Magnoliopsida; Ericales; Theaceae. Gene Ontology annotation, molecular function: NADP binding; N,N-dimethylaniline monooxygenase activity; flavin adenine dinucleotide binding. The record is from RefSeq and is a predicted model, not a curated record.
UGUUGGGGUAUGUCUCUUUAUUGGAGUUUGAGACCCAAUUGGUUUAUUAAAAGAGUUUAAUUUGGUUUAGUAUUGGUUAUAAUAUAUUUUUAUAUAUUAUAUCUAAUUUGUGGAGUCCUAAUUCAGCUUGAUAACAACUAGGGUUUUGAUAAAGCAAGUCCAAGAUUUAACAAUAUAUAUAUAUAUAUAUUGUUUUGUGUGUUCGGGAGUGGAGCAGCAACAGCAAUUCCUUUUUGGUGAGAGUGCUUGGUGUAUAACUCAAAUUGGUGGGUUUCAAUUGGUGUUGUUUGUUGCUGUGUAUAGUCAAAUUCAAGAUUGGUGCCUUGGUUGCUGCACUGUUUUGAAACUUUUGGUUGGUUUUGACUCGAUCAAAUUCAAGAUUGGUGCCUUGGUUGCUGCAUUGUUUUGAAACUUUUGGUUGGUUUUGACUCGGUCAAAUUCAAGAUUGGUGCCUUGGUUGCUGCACUAUUUUGAAACUUUUGGUUGGUUUUGACUUGAUCAAAUUCAAGAUUGGUGCCUUGGUUAUCAUCAUUAACUUGUACAUCCCAAGAUUGACAAAAUCCACAUUCACUCUCCAAACUUCAAAACUUGAGCAAUGGAAAACCGGGUGGCAAUCGUUGGAGCCGGGAUGAGUGGCCUCCUCGCUUGCAGGUACACUCUAGAGAAGGGCUUUCAACCGGUGGUCUUUGAAGCUCAGGCAGGCAUUGGAGGACUCUGGGCUCAAACUAUUGAGUCCACCAAACUCCAAAACGACAAAGAAGCUUAUCAGUUUUCUGAUUUCCCAUGGCCUUCUUCUGUACAAGUUUUUCCUAGUAACACUGAAGUUAUGGAUUAUUUUGAAUCCUAUGCUCAGCAUUUUGGAAUUUUUCCUUAUAUCAAAUUCAAGUCAAAGGUCAUUAGUAUAGACUAUGUGGGUGAGUCUGAUGAAGAGUUACAGCGAUGGGAUCUUUGGGGUGGAACAGGGAAGCCAUUUGGUUCUAAGGGGAAAUGGCACUUGAUUGUCGAGCACACCGAAAAGUUCUCCACUGAGGAGUACCAAUUUGAGUUUGUGAUUCUUUGCAUCGGACGAUUCAGCGGUCUGCCAAACAUCCCAGAGUUCCAUCCACAGUAUGGCCCAGAAGUAUACACUGGUAAGGUGAUGCAUUCCAUGGACUAUUCUGCUAUGGACAAUGCGAAAGCAGCUGAAUUAAUUAAAGGAAAGAGAAUUGCAAUCAUUGGUUCACAGAAAUCUGCCGUGGACAUAGCAGCAGAAUGUGCAAAUGCAAAUGGAGUUGAUUAUCCGUGCACGAUGAUUCAAAGGAGUACCCAGUGGAUGUUUCCCACUGGCUAUAUAUGGGGAAUGAAUUUGGCAUUCUUAUACUUCAAUCGCUUUGCUGAGCUAUUGGUUCAUAAGCCCGGUGAAACAUUUCUUCAAAGCAUCUUGGCUAGUCUACUUUCACCUCUGAGAUGGGGCGUCUCAAAAUUUGUAGAGAGCUAUCUUAGAUGGAAACUUCCCUUGAAGAAGUAUGGGAUGAUACCGAAACACAGCUUUCUUCAAGGUGUUUCCUCUUGUCAAAUACUUAUGCUGCCUGAAAACUUCUACGGCAAAGUGGAAGAAGGGAGUAUCAUUUUAAUGAAAUCGCAAAGUGUUGGCUUCUGUAGAGAAGGUUUGAUUAUUGACGAAGAAGUUGAGCCUCUAAAAACCGACCUUGUAAUUCUUGCCACUGGAUACAAAGGUGAUGAGAAGCUCAAAAAUAUGUUUCAUUCUCCAACCUUUCAAAAUUGGAUAAUGGGGUCACCAACCUCCACAGUUCCUCUAUACAGACAAAUCAUUCAUCCACGGAUACCACAAUUGGCGAUAAUCGGAUUUUCAGAGAGCUUCUCAAAUAUAUACACCUCGGAGAUUAGAUGUCAGUGGUUGGCACAUUUUCUCAACAGAACGUUUGAAUUGCCGAGCAUAACGGCGAUGGAGAGAGAAGUGACGAUGUGGGAAAACUACAUGAAGCGGUAUGCAGGCGGGCUUUACAGAAGAUCUUGCAUUGGUGCUCUACAUACAUGGUACAAUGUUCAAUUGUGCAGAGAUAUUGGAUGUAAACUGAGAAGAAAGAAGGGUUUGUUUGCAGAGUUGUUUGAACCGCAUGGACCAACAGACUAUGUAGGACUCGAACCUCAGUGAUCUAAGUGGAUCAAAAAAUAACCAAAAGGAAUUGAGUGUGGUAAAUGGUUCUUCAAUAGAGCGUAAUCUUGAUUCUCCAUUUACAACGGAACUUGUUGCAUGUAAUCGAGCAAUCCAAUGGGCAAAAGAGUGUAAUCUUCUGCAAAUCUGCAUUUGGACGGAUUCCAAGCUUUUAGUGGAUGCUUGGUCUAUUAGUACUAUUAUAGCUGAUAUAAAGAUGGCUAGUAGGUCUUUUGAUUA